This is a messenger RNA of Sclerotinia trifoliorum, 1439 nucleotides long. Lineage: Eukaryota; Fungi; Ascomycota; Leotiomycetes; Helotiales; Sclerotiniaceae. The record is from the annotation of a GenBank genome assembly.
AUUCCAAGGUUUUCCAAGGUGCGGGGAUACGAUCAUGUGAUAUCGGGCGAUAUUAGAUCCGAUCUUGAGCUGUUUGUGGCUGUGGCUGUGGCUGCGCAGACAGAUGAGUUAAACUAAUUAAGGUCUAGUCCGUGCUGGCAUUCAAGAGCUUCUAGCUUGGACCUGAAAUGUUAGGGAGCUUUAGCUUUGAACAUCAUCUUGGAAUACCUUCAGUUCCUUUCCUAAUACCAUGAUAUUAUUCAAGGAAAUUUAGCCUUGGAAUCUGGAAUCAUAUUAAAGAAAAUAAAAUAGCUGGAAUCUCAGAUACCUUCACUUUCCUUACACGGUAUUCUUGGUUCCAUAAUCCUUUACCCGAAACACAACAAUAAUCAUGGCCGAUGUUCGUUCCCUUCUCCAAAAUGAACGAGCUGCUCGUCGCAUACAACAUAAAUAUGCUGGUUAUUCAACCGCUGGUACUCUAAUGUGCCUCGUCUGUCAUUUACAAAUGAAGAGUGAAUCAUUAUGGGAAGGACAUCUACGAUCACCAGGUCAUAUUAUGCGGUUAUCAAAACAACAAGAGGAAGAACGUGAGCGCAAUGCGAAAGCAGAUACAAAAGGCAGUGAAGGGAAUAAAAAAAAAAGGAAAGCAGACGACGAUGAGGAGGAUACGGAUUAUGGUACAAUGAAAAAGCGCAGUAAAGCUACAGCCACUGCAUUGGAAGGAUUUUUUGUGCCAGCUACAGAAACAUCAAAAGAAAGAUCCGAAUCUCCCUCAAAAUCAGCGAUACCUCAUGAAAUGCAAAUUCCUUCUCGUCCCGCGACACCAGCAAAACCAACCAAGUCGCCGCCUCCGGUGAAACAGACUACAGUGGAUGAGGAUGAAUGGGCAGCAUUCGAAGCAGAUAUUGCGGCUGCAGAUGUUCCAGCAGAGAUAGAAUCGGAAGCUAUCAUAUCUGCGCCUGCAAUGACCACUGCGGAAGUGGAAGCUCGUUCUGCGGAGGAAGAGAAGAAACGGAGGAAGGAAAAGCUGGAAGCCGAGCUAGAGGGAGAUAAAGAAGAUGCCGAGAGGAAACUACAAGAAGAAUUCGAGGAAAUGGAAAGCUUGGAACAGAGGGUCAAACGGUUACGGGAGAAAAGAGAAGCUUUAAGGUCUAAAGAAAGGGAGGCUGGCGCAACGGAAUCAGCGAUAGCAUCAUCCCAAACUCCAGAAGCCAAGGAUGCACUGGAAGACGAUGAUGAAGAAGAUGAUGACGAGGAUGAUUGGGAUGGAUUCAGAUUAAGGUGAACUCCAAAUUUGGAUGUGUAAUAGUAUGGAGGCUGGUCAUUUUCAUGUUCGAUACUGUCCGAUUAUACCCUAUUUAAUAAAGCAGGAUACCAGCUCCUCCGUUAUGAGAAUGUAAAAAUCGUUUAAUAUACUAUCCUUGACACUAAAGAGGUGGAGAUUAUACAUUCGUGUGAAA